UUACUCAAUAAUUUAUAUGGCACACCAACCUAUACAAAUUUAUGUGGUGUGUGUUGUUGUUCAUUCAAUAGACAAUUGACUUUGAUUUUAAGGCUAGCCAGUUGCCAACGAUUCUAAAGGCAGUUAUUUUCAAGUCUAUAAUUUGUCAUUUUUGACUUGAUGUAUGAAGUGUUCAUCAAGACCACUCCUUUCUAUGUGGUGAUAAACUAAAUGAAAUUUAGGGCCACUGUUUGAUAAUAACUCUCAUAGUUCUGUUUCUACAAGAAGUCAUGGAGUCCCCUCUCUCAUUUUUAACAACUGUAACAUCCAUUUUUGUUGUUUUGGCAAUAGAUUUGAUCUUGAGGCAAAAGCGGUUAAAUAUAGUGAAGAACCAAGCAGCACCUCAAGCAAAGGGUUCAUGGCCUAUAAUUGGACACCUGCACCUUCUAGGCGGAUCUCGACCACCUCAACAGGUUUUAGGAGACAUGGCUGACAAAUAUGGCCCUAUCUUUACCAUCAAGCUUGGUAUUCACCAAGUUUUGGUUGUGAGUAGUGGGGAGGUAGCUAAAGAGUGCUUUACCACACACGACAAGGUGUUUGCAAGUCGACCGAAAGCAAAGGCAUCAGAGAUCAUGGCCUAUAACUACGCCAUGUUUGGCCUGGCUCCGUAUGGCGAUUACUGGCGACAAGUUCGCAAGAUCGUUAUGCUUGAGGUACUCUCUCAACGACGAGUCGAGAUGCUUGGACUUGUUCGAUUUUUAGAAGUUAGAGCAUCCACCAAGGAUCUAUAUGAGGCGUGGCUAAUGAAAAAAGAGAGUGAAGGUUCGGAUAUGGUACAGGUGGAUAUGAAACAAUGGUUUGGUAACUUGGUAUUUAAUAUUCUAGUUAGAAUUAUUUCAGGGAAGAGGUAUCAGCUAAACGACGAAGAAGGAGUUCGAUUCCAAAAAGUGGCAAGAAAACUCUUUGAGUUAUUGGGUGCAUUUGUGGUGUCGGAUUACAUUCCCUUUACGAAUCGUUUCGACAUUGGAGGAUAUGAGAAAGAAAUGAAGAUGACAGGUAAAGAAAUGGACAACAUUAUUGAAGGAUGGUUAAAGAAUCGAAAGAGAGAGAAAGAGUCUGGGCAGCAACAAGAAGGCGACCAAUUCUUCAUGGAUGUGCUGAUUUCUAUUCUCCAAGAUGCAUCUAAGGAGGAUUUCCCAGGUUAUGACCAUGACACAGUCAUCAAAGCUACAUGUCUGGCAAUGAUAACUGCUGGCUCGGACACAACAUCUGUGACUUUGACAUGGGCUUUAUCUUUGCUACUUGCAAUCCCAAACCCAAACACAUUAAAAACUGCCCAAGAUGAAAUUGAUGAACAUGUUGGAAGAGACAGACCGGUGGAGGAGUCCGACAUAAAGAACUUGGCUUAUCUCGAUGCCAUCAUCAAAGAAACAUUGCGUUUAUACCCGGCUGCACCUCUCUCCGUUCCCCAUGAGUCUAUGGAGGAUUGCGUUGUGAGUGGCUAUGACAUCCCAAAAGGCACACGUUUGUUGGUAAAUCUUUGGAAAAUCCACCGUGAUCCAAACAUAUGGUCAGAUCCUUGUGAAUUUAAGCCUGAAAGAUUCUUGACAAAUCAAAAGGAUAUUGAUCUCAAAGGAAACCAUUUUGAACUGCUUCCGUUUGGUACUGGUAGAAGAAUGUGCCCUGGUGUUUACUUUGCCUUACAGGUUUUGCCUUUAGCAUUAGCGAAUGUGAUUCAACAGUUUGUGAUAAACAGAACAUCAAAUGAACCGAUUGAUAUGAGUGAAAGCUCGGGACUUACUACUAGCAAAGCCACGCCACUAGAGGUCCUUCUUGCCCCUCGACUAUCGCAUCAAAUGUAUCAUGUUGGCUCGUGACUGAUAUAUAUCAGCCAUCAAAUCAAAUCAUUUACAACCCCCCCCCCCCCCCCCCCACACACACACACACACAUUGCGAAAUAAAGAUAAAUUAAUUAGCUUGAGUUUCUGUUAAGGUAAUCCUCAAAUCGCAUAUCCAAUGGUAACCUGAUUAUCAGCAUGUUCUACUGGUCUGUGAUGUGGUUGAAAAUUAAGGUUUGGUGGUAGCUAGCACUACAAGAAUUUAUGGCAUUAGGGGCGACAGCAUUAGUGGGGACAUGCUAAAUGUCGUCGCUAAUGCUCAUGAUCCGCAUGCCAUCCAUCUGAGUUAAUUCUGGCCGUUGAUAAACUGAUUAAUCCAAGGGCUCACAAUUAUUCAUCCCCAAUUUCAUUUCCCUCCAAACAAGAUCUUCCUUUAUCCCUAAUUAAUCAUUUCCCCCCAAACAAAACCCUUUCAUUGUCCCCAAUUUCUCUCCCACCUGCAACCAUACGACGCCCCGCAUCUCCGACCACCAUCCGGCCACCUCUGCAUCUCCAACCAUCAUCAAUGUCCGACCCCACCUCCCAACCACCUCUGCGACGUCCGACACCACUCUAACCACCAGCGACCCACCACAGACCAUCACUGUUUGUUUGUAAUUUGACCUACUCUGGGGACUCUAAAAGUUGUAAUGCUUAAUUCUCAAAUCAUAUACGAGCCAUAUGGUCCCAGUGAGCCCAUCUCCUUUUUAUGAAGGUGGUUUACAAAUAGUGGACGGAGAAGAACAAAAGAUGAUAUCUUUCUAGAGGUUGCACCUUGCUCCUUAUUACCAAAUUCAUGGAAGCUUACAUGCUGCAUUUUCUACACAUGAGUAGUACUCAUAGUUAUUUUGAUCUGUUCGAUGAUCCCUACUUCCUUGCAGCUAAGUUUAUCAUUAUGUUUGUAGAAAGUAUAAUACAAUGAUAUUUUGACUUGACGCUUCUCUUUGGAUUUACAUGCAGCUAAAGAAUCCUAUGCUAUUGCCCAAUUGCGAAAAUCUGGUUACUAAAAAAAAAAUUCUACAUGGAGGCUGUAAACUUAUAUAAAGUGGUACACAUCUUAUUAGAGGCGUCUAUUAUUUUGUCGAAAGAAUAACUUAUUAUUGAUGAUUAGCAUAGUCUGUUGGUUAUUAUUAUUUGGGCUUUUAUGGUCAUUCACAAUAGCGAUGACACACCCUUUUUAGCGACGACAGGCGACCAAUAGCGGCCGAGCUAUAGCGACGACAUGUCGCCGCUAAAAGUCAAUAGCGGCGACAAAAAGGACUUUUAGCGGCGACACGUGUCGUCGCUAAAAGUACAUGUUUCUUGUAGUGAACGUAAGCAAUUUACUCACUGAAAUUUCUUUUCUUUUAUCUAAGCAAAAUAUCAUUAUUAGUUUUU
Molecule: messenger RNA, 3233 nt
Organism: Helianthus annuus (common sunflower)
Lineage: Eukaryota; Viridiplantae; Streptophyta; Magnoliopsida; Asterales; Asteraceae
Product: cytochrome P450 CYP82D47
Exons: 5
Coding region: 270-1856 (528 amino acids)
Biological process (GO): defense response to other organism
Molecular function (GO): oxidoreductase activity, acting on paired donors, with incorporation or reduction of molecular oxygen; monooxygenase activity; heme binding
Source: RefSeq, a predicted model, not a curated record